Molecule: messenger RNA, 1281 nt
Organism: Fusarium poae
Lineage: Eukaryota; Fungi; Ascomycota; Sordariomycetes; Hypocreales; Nectriaceae
Exons: 2
Coding region: 1-1281 (426 amino acids)
Biological process (GO): secondary metabolite biosynthetic process
Molecular function (GO): FAD binding
Source: RefSeq, a predicted model, not a curated record
AUGGACUCUUCAUUGAAUAUUGCCAUUAUUGGUGGUGGAGUCAUUGGAUGUCAAGUCGCUCUCGGCCUCAUCAAAAGGAACUUGAAUGUAACCGUGUUUGAGCAAGCAACCGAGCUUCGUGAACUGGGCGUUGCUUUUGGCUUCGUUACCCCAAUCGUGGAAAUCAUACACAAUAUUGAUCCACGCAUAGGUUCUGCUCUAUCCAAGAUCGGGAGCCUGAACAAGCAGCCCUUUCGAUGGGUAGACGGAUACAGUACUGAGGAUAUCCGGCUACGGCCCAACGAUCAGUUACCUGAUGCCGUGUUUGAAGGCCCAGAGGUACUUGUGUGCCGUCGAUCCAACUUUUUGGAGGAAAUGGUAUCUCUUUUACCCGACGCUUGCUUGCGACUUGGAAAACGACUUGAGAAACUCGAGCAACACGCUGAUUCUGGCAACGUCAAAUUGACUUUCUCAGAUGGCACGACUGAGGUCUUUGACGCAGUCAUUGGCUGUGAUGGUAUCAAGUCGAAUGUGCGGAAAGAGAUUGUGGGAGCAGAUGAUCCCGCUGCAUUGCCACAUUUUGCUCUUGAGAGUGCAUACCGAUGCUUGAUUGACAUGGACAAGGCAUCCUCGGCACUUGGACCAUUGGCCAAGACACCCAUGAUAUGGGUCGGCCCGGGGGCGCACCUUGUCUCCUACCCUGUCGUCGAAAAGUAUCUGAAUGUAGCAGCAUUCAUUCGACAAAAUGAGUGGCCCCACCAAGCUCAAGUCGCCGAAGGUUCGCGGGAGGAUGUCACUCAGGCCUUCUCAACCUGGGGCCCUGCAGUACGAGCAUUGGUUGAUACUCUACCCGAACAGUUGAGCAGAUGGGCCAUGUUCGAUACUCUAGACAAUCCACUGCCUUCGUACGUGCGCGGAACAGUAGCCGUUGCAGGAGACGCAGCUCAUGGCUCCACGCCCCAUUUUGGGAUGGGCGCUGGUAUGGGCGUAGAAGAUGCCUUGGUUCUAGUCUCUGUUCUUGAGCGUGUGCAAGAGGCUCUCAAAGCGAAUUCGAACUUGAACAAGCAAAAGACUCUUGAAAAGGCAUUCCGAGUUUAUGACUCAGCGCGACGAGAGCGGUCUCAGUCUCUUGUGGCAAUUAGUCGACGACAAGGCGAAAUGUAUAAAGUGGAAAUUGACGAGGCUGGGCGUGAUUGGAAGAAGUUUGUAGAUGAUACUCAGAAGCGUGUGUACCCGAUUUAUAACUUUGACUGGCAGGGUAUGGUUACUAAAGCGGUGGAUGAAUUGAACUCUGAUCUUUAA